Messenger RNA from Cornus florida, 4163 nucleotides. Its product is annotated as protein transport protein SEC24 C-like. The record is from RefSeq and is a predicted model, not a curated record. The coding region runs from base 443 to 3817 and encodes 1124 amino acids. Gene Ontology annotation, biological process: intracellular protein transport; endoplasmic reticulum to Golgi vesicle-mediated transport; COPII-coated vesicle cargo loading. Gene Ontology annotation, cellular component: endoplasmic reticulum exit site; COPII vesicle coat. The transcript is spliced from 25 exons. Gene Ontology annotation, molecular function: zinc ion binding; SNARE binding. NCBI's taxonomy places the organism in Eukaryota, Viridiplantae, Streptophyta, Magnoliopsida, Cornales, Cornaceae.
UCAAACCAACGCACUCUCGGCCCAAACGCGGUGUUAGAUCUUCAUGUCUCUCUAGGCUCCAUAUCUCUCUAGAUUUUCUGUGUCCGUCGGGCGUUAUAGUGGUGGUAAGAUAGUAGGAUAGUUAUUCAGAUCUGCCUUAUCGAUCUUCACUCUUUCUCUCUGAUUCGAUUCGAUUCGAUUCAUUUCGGUCGGAUCACGGAAAAAAUUGACCGGACUACAGCCCAAAUCUGGACGAAAGGACCGUUGCUUCAAUUCCAAAUUGAUCCGCCACAACACCUGCUUUCAUCUCCUUCUUGUUUUCCUUUGCCCUAGACGCAUUUCUGGCUAAACAAGCCCAUGAGAAUUGGAUUGUCUGGGUAGUUGUUGUCUGAAUUACGCAUUUUUUAUAUAAGGACCGAUUAAAGAUCUUGGUUUUUUGAAUUGAUUUUGGUUUUGGUUAUCAAUGGCAACUCCUGGGGGACCUAGACCCGGCAAUACACCGCCUAAUUAUAACCCCAAUUCUCUUGCUGAUAAUAUGCAAAACCUUCAAAUGAAUCGCCCUACACUGCCGCCACAUUCAGUGGUCAAUUCAGGUGGCCCCAGGCCUCCGCCUCCUUUUGGCCAGCAACCCUCUCCAUUUUCUUCAUCAGCUCAUCCUUCGUCUACAUUUCCAGGGGCAUCACCAAUGGCCCCUCCUGGCCCGUCUCCACCAGGUGUCUUUCCGAGGGCUUCAGUGCCUCCUGGUGGUCCUCUGCAAGCCACAUUACGCCCAAAUGUGGAUUCCAAUAGACCCUCUGGCCCUCCUGUUAGUCGGCCUCCGCCGUUUGGGUCGAGGCCCCCACCUCCUGGGUCUUUACCCCCUUCCAUGGGGAGUCCAUCUGUUCCCCCUUCUGGGGUACCUCCUUCUGCUUUCCCAUCUUCAGGACAAGUAGUGGCACCACUGGGUUCCCGUCCUGGCAUGUCUGCAUCUUCCCCUUUGAUGACCCGUUCAGCCAUGCCACCUUCGAGUACCCCAGGCCCAAUUAGUAAUGGACCGCCGAUGUUUGAAUCAGGGCCUUUGCAAGGUGGACCCCGUUUUCCUCCUGCUGGUGGUAUGCCAGGACCACCAGUUGGACCUCCGCCAUCAUCAAUGUUUUCGUCUGGGCCUCCUUCCCAGGUCCCAGGAAUGCAUCCUCUUGUUGGAAGUCCCCCUGCCAAUGCAUUUCCGAGUACUAUGCAACCAGCCCCACCAUUUUCAGCACCGCCACAAGGUGUGCCGCCACCUUCAGGUUCCUCACCAUUUUCAGCACGACCACAAGGUAUGCUGCCUCCCUCAGGUUCGUCACCAUUUUCGGUGCCAUCUCAAGGCAUUUCCCCACCAUCCGGUUCUCUUUAUGGGCCACAGACAUGGCUGACGCAGCCCCGGCAGGUGGCUCCACCUCUACCAGUUCCUGCUUCCGCACAACCACCCAGAAUGGUUGGAAUGCCACCUACAGGUCCAAAUCAAUCUAUCGCUUCUAUAUCACCUGCUAUGGGUCAUAUGGGAGCCACUAUGGCGGGGUCAUCAAAGAUUGAUCCAAAUCAAAUUCCACGCCCAAUUCCAAGUUCUUCGGUGUUACUGUAUGAAACUCGUCUGGGCAAUCAGGCCAACCCUCCUCCGCCGGCUACAAGUGAUUAUAUUGUCAGGGACACUGGGAAUUGCAGUCCACGCUACUUGAGGUGUACCAUAAAUCAGAUCCCAUGCACGGUUGAUCUUUUGACAACGUCUGGAAUGCAGUUGGCUUUGUUGGUCCAACCCCUGGCCCUUCCUCAUCCAUCCGAGGAACCCAUCCAAGUCGUGGAUUUUGGGGAAAGUGGUCCUGUUCGAUGUUCUCGUUGCAAAGGCUACAUAAAUCCUUUCAUGAAGUUUAUUGAUCAGGGAAGGCGUUUCAUCUGUAACUUGUGCGGUUUUACGGAUGAAACUCCCCGUGACUACCACUGCAAUUUAGGUCCAGAUGGUAGACGCAGAGAUGCUGAUGACAGGCCUGAGCUAUGCAGAGGAACGGUUGAAUUUGUUGCUACAAAGGAAUACAUGGUCCGUGAUCCAAUGCCUGCUGUGUUUUUCUUUCUCAUUGAUGUAUCCAUGAAUGCCAUACAGACUGGUGCAACUGCUGCAGCUUGCAGUGCAAUCAACCAAGUCAUUGCUGAUCUUCCUGAGGGUCCUCGGACAAUGGUCGGUGUUGCUACAUUUGACUCAACCAUCCAUUUCUACAAUCUGAAACGUGCAUCGCAGCAGCCGUUGAUGCUGAUAGUUCCCGAUGUGCAAGAUGUUUACACUCCUCUCUAUACCGAUGUUAUUGUUCCAUUUGCUGAGUGCCGUCAACAUUUAGAACUGCUGCUGGAGAACAUCCCAACCAUGUUUCAUAAUAAUAAAACUGCUGAUUCAGCCUUUGGUGCGGCAAUCAAGGCUGCUUUUUUGGCAAUGAAGAUUACUGGAGGGAAACUCCUAGUAUUUCAGUCAGUCUUGCCAUCAGUUGGCAUUGGAGCCCUUUCUGCUAGAGAGGCUGAAGGAAGAACAAACAUCUCCACAGGGGAGAAGGAAGUCCAUAAAUUACUCCAACCAGUGGACAAAACUUUAAAGACAAUGGCUGUUGAACUUGCCGAGUACCAGGUCUGUGUUGAUGUAUUCAUUACUACUCAAACUUAUGUAGAUGUUGCUUCUAUCUCUGCCAUCCCAAGAACUACUGGAGGCCAGGUCUAUUAUUAUUAUCCUUUCUCUGCUCUUUCUGAUCCUGCCAAGCUUUACAAUGAUCUUCGAUGGAACAUAACAAGACCUCAAGGUUUUGAGGCUGUGAUGCGUAUAAGAUGUAGUCAGGGACUUCAAGUUCAAGAAUACUUCGGAAACUUUUGUAAACGCAUUCCAACAGAUGUUGACCUACCCUCGAUCGACUGUGACAAAACUAUUAUGGUAACCUUGAAACAUGACGAUAAAUUUCAGGAUGGUUCAGAAUGUGCUUUUCAGUGUGCUCUUCUAUACACCACUGUGUUUGGCGAAAGAAGAAUACGAGUUUCUACCUUAUCGCUGCCAUGCACAAGUUUGUUAAGUAGUCUAUUCCGCUUGGCUGACUUGGACACCCAAUUCGCUUGUUUCUUGAAGCAAGCGGCAAGUGAAAUUCCUUCGAGUCCACUGGUGCAAGUCAGGGAACAAGUGACAAAUCUCUGCAUCAACAUCCUUCAUUCAUAUCGCAAAUUUUGUGCCACAGUAUCAUCAUCUGGACAACUUAUUCUUCCGGAGGCACUUAAACUUUUGCCUCUAUACACCCUUGCAUUGGUUAAAAGUACCGGACUACGAAGUGAUGGGCGGAUAGAUGAUAGGUCCUUUUGGAUCAACUAUGUAUCUUCACUUUCUACUCCUUUAGCAAUCCCAUUGGUGUACCCCAGGAUGAUGGCUAUUCAUGACCUUAACUCAAAGGAGCUGGAUGAAUCUGUAAUACCGCCUGCUAUUCCACUUUCCAGUGAGCACUUGAUUGAUGGCGGAAUCUACCUUCUUGAGAAUGGGGAGGAUUGUUUAAUUUAUAUUGGGAAUUCUGCGGAUCCCGAUAUCAUGCGGCAACUAUUUGGCAUUUCCUCUGUUGAUGAAAUUCCCACUCAGUUUGUACUGCAGCAAUAUGACAAUUCUUCAUCGAAGAAGCUAAAUGAAGUCGUAAAUGAGAUAAGGCGCCAGAGAUGUUCCUACCUACGCUUAAAAUUAUGCAAAAAGGAAGAUCCGUCAGGGAUGUCGUUCUUCUCUUAUAUGGUAGAAGACAAAACUCAAAAUGGCCUCUCCUACAUUGAGUUCUUAGUACAUAUCCAUCGGCAGAUUCAAAGUAAAAUGCCUUGAUCAUAAACAAUUUUGGCCUGAUUUGCGAGUUCUUACAACCAUUUUGUGAGGCAAAUGGAUAAAAUUCAGAUUUUUGGCUUUCACCGUAGGGGCCCCACUCACCAAAAUUUUGGUGGAAAGCAAGAUGAGCAUAGUUUGUGUCUUAGUUUUUGCAUAGUUAUUAUAUUUUGACAGAGGUCAGGAUGGUAAUAAUAAAUAUACAAAGCAAACUUUUAUCUCUCUGCUUACAUUACCAUUUAUUAUUUUCCUCCUCAUUAUUUCUUUCUAUUUUUCUUGUUUACUGUGGAAAGGGGAAAAAAUUGUAGAAACAAGUUAGUUGAUCAAAUGGAUGAAAGCUAGUGUUGAA